CGCCUGAAGCGAGGCGGGACUGUUUUUGCUGAGGUGAGGUCUAGUAAAUGGUGAAGUACUUCCCGGCCAGAGGGCAUCUGGGGCCGUGGGGUCUCGGUGGCGUGCAGUGGGAGAGGAGUCCGACCCGCGGGGGAACCCAGCCUCGCCAACGGAACGGGAGGAGCGCAGCCCUCCAGUCUGGCGGGCGGCGUGGAAACCGCAAUCGAGCCGCUGUAACCAAGUCACGGCCGUGGUUGGACCUCCCGACGGCUCUUUCGGCCCAGCACCCGGGAACGCGGCGGAGCUCUCGGCCGCGUGGAUCCCAGUCCUUGUCACCUCCCUUCUUUCACCCACGUGCAGUCCCGGGCUGGAGAAGGGACUGCGGGCGCGCUGAGUUCUCAACCCGCAUUCCAGUCUCUUGUCACCCGGGGCACAUCUUCAUGUGAGGUGAUUCCUAAGCAGCUGGGGAACCUGAGGCUGUAAAAGGGGCUGCGGGGAGUGGACUGCAGUCCAAAAUCCAGAAGCAGAAUUUGAUGGUUUAACCACUGACCCAUUUCACAGGUCUCUUUUUAUUUUACUGUAUUUCUCUAAGACUUCCAGUGGUGGCAAGUGUUCCCAUCUGGUGCCUGACUGUAACGAAAAUGCUUCUGAUGUUUCCUCAUUGAGUAUGAUAUUUACUUCUUUGUUUUGAAUGUUUCAUGCAUUCAUGGACCGAAAGAUGGAGUUGGUUUUUAUUUUUAAAAUGAUAUUGUCAAUGAUCUGAUAACGACUAUAAGUAUUCACUUGAUGAAGAUGCAUGGACUUGUCAUUAAGUUGGACUAGUGAUCAUUUCUGAAAGUUUCUUCAACCACAAUUUCUACUUGAAAAUUCAAGUAUCAAAGAAUAUUUGGUUUAGAGUGGUAUAAUGAUGUAUUUUCUCUGAGUACUGCAAAUUUCAUAGAGACCACAGUUGGAUUCCAGUUAUAUGCUACAAUCAAAGUGAUUCAGUUCUUUGAUAAAGUUUAUUUUGAAGAAUUUUAUGUUUGUAAACAACGCCAAAAGAUGGGAGAAAAAAAUGGUGAUGCAAAAACUUUCUGGAUGGAGAUAGAAGAUGAUGGGAAAGUGGAUUUCAUAUUUGAACAAGUGCAAAAUGUGCUGCAGUCACUGAAACAAAAGAUCAAAGAUGGAUCUGCCACAAAUAAAGAAUACAUCCAAGCAAUGAUUCUAGUGAAGGAAGCAACUAUAAAUAAUAAUUCAACUUUGAUAAAGGAUCAUACAUCUGUGACCAAGAAUGCACAGGAAAACAAAUCAAGUUCAUUGCCCUCUACAUCACAUAAAGACUCCUUUCCAGAAGACUAUACCUCUCUAUCUACAGAAAAUAAGGAAAUUCCCCCUCUGGAAAAUAAAGUUGCAGACUUUAGAGAAAAAGAAUCAUCUUCAAAUUUAUCUUACCAAAAGCAUGACUGCUCUGGUGCCUGUCUGAUGAAAAUGCCACUUACCUUCAAGGGAGAAAACCCUCUGCAGCUACCAAUCAAAUGCCACUUCCAAAGACGACAUGCAAAGACAAACUCUCAUUCUUCAGCACUCCACGUGAGUUAUAAAACCCCUUGUGGAAGGAGUCUACGAAACAUGGAGGAAGUUUUUCGUUACCUGCUUGAGACAGAGUGUAACUUUCUAUUUACAGAUAACUUUUCUUUCAAUACCUAUGUUCAGUUGACUCGGAAUUACCCAAAGCAAGAAGAAAUUGUUUCUGAUACGGAUAUUAGCAAUGGAGUGGAAUCGGUGCCCAUUUCUUUCUGUAAUGAAAUUGACAAUAGAAAGCUUCCACAGUUUAAGUACAGAAAGACUAUGUGGCCACGAGCAUAUUAUUUAAACCGCUUUUCCAACAUGUUUACUGAUUCAUGUGACUGUUCUGAGGGCUGCAUAGACAUAACAAAAUGUGCAUGUCUUCAACUGACAGCAAGGAAUGCCAAGACUUGCCCCUUGUCAAGUAGUAAAAUAACCACUGGAUAUAAAUAUAAAAGACUACAGAGACAGAUACCUACUGGCAUUUAUGAAUGCAGCCUGUUGUGCAAAUGUAAUCGACGAAUGUGUCAAAACCGAGUUGUCCAACAUGGACCUCAAGUGAGGCUACAAGUAUUCAAAACUGAGAAGAAGGGAUGGGGAGUACGCUGCCUAGAUGACAUUGACAGAGGGACGUUUGUUUGCAUUUAUUCAGGAAGAUUACUAAGCAGAUGUAACACUGAGAAACCUGAUGCUAUUGAUGAAAAUGGAAAAGAAGAGAUUAUUAUGAAAAAUAUGUUUUCAAAAAAGAGGAAAAUAGAAGUCACAGAUUGUGAGGUUGAAGUUAUCCCAUUAGAAUUGGAGACAUAUCCUAGAAGUGCUCUGACUGAGGAGUGUCCACCUAAGCUCCAUAAUAAUCCCAAAGAACCUAUUAUAGAAAUGAAAUGUAACAAUAUUUCAAGAAUUCAGUAUCAUUCAGUCAUUAGAAGUCCUAAAACCAAGACGGCCAGUAUUCAACACAAUGGGAAAAAGAUGGGAUUUACUUCCUCAGAGACUGUCACCUUAGAAGAUAAUGGUGGAUUUAAACCAACUCAAGUACAUCUGAACUCUAAAGCCAAGGAAAUGAGGGGUGUCUUUCAGGUUGCAGAAAGGUUGCAAAAAAGGAUAUGCGCGCUUUGCCCCAAAGACCUCGAGUGUAGUGUCCUGUACUUUGCACAGUCAGAGAAUAUAGCUGCUCAUGAAAACUGUUUGCUGUAUUCCUCAGCACUUGUGGAAUGUGAGGAUCAUGAUCCAUUUAAUCAUGAUAGAAAUUUUGAUGUGGAAUCAGUAAAGAAAGAAAUCAAGAGAGGAAGGAAGUUGAAAUGCACAUUUUGUGGGAAAUCGGGAGCCACCGUGGGAUGUGAUUUAAAAUCCUGUCUCAAGAAUUACCACUUUUUCUGUGCCAAGAGUGACCACGCAGUUCUACAAACUGAUGGAUCGAAAGGAACUUACAGAGUACUGUGCCAACAACAUGCUGACCCUCAAAAUGACCGACUCUCAGUGAAACCUUUGUCUGGUGUCUUCCAUUCUCACCACAGUCAGCAGACCGAACCAAAACACGAAUUUUCACCUUUCCGUUCUGAGGAAAAUUGGGUCCUGGCUACCUGGAGUUACCUGGCCUUUGUGUACUGCCGGAAGAGCAGUCUUGCCAACACUAGAUGUGGAAUGCUCUCUGUGGACAGGAGUCGGCCCUCUGGAAAAGGCUUAGUUCCCUGUCAUGCCAGCUGCAUUUUGUGGUGGAGUGAAAAGAAGAAGGGGGAGGAAAAAACGUCUCUCAACAGGCAAUCCUGUACAGCACAGGACCCGAACGUAGAACAGUACACGAAGGCUGCAGCAGAUGUUAAGAAUGCAAUCCAGUGCUACCAUGUCAACUAUGACAAGAAAAAAAGAGCUACUACUCAGACAUCAUGGGAUCGUUUUGUCAAGAGGGUAGAUAGAAUUGAAUCCAGCAAGGAACCAGAACCCGUGCCAUCAACGUCAGGCCCACUGGAAAGAAUGGCAUUGGCUAGGAAGGAAAAGGAUGGCAGACACACAGAUGCAAUUGUGAAAGUUGCUUUACUUAAGAAAUGUAAAGAAGCGGGUCUUCUUAAUGCUUUAUUUGAAGAAAUAUUAGACAAACUUCAUUUGAUUCAGGAAAGACUCAUGGAUGAGACCACUUCAGAAUCAGACUAUGAAGAAAUUGGGACUUCACUUUUUGACUGCAGACUGUUUGAAGACACAUUUGUAAAUUUUCAAGCAGCAAUAGAGAAUAAAAUUCAUCAAUCUGAAGAAAGGCAGCAGCAGCUGAAGGAAGAGAUUGAGCUACUUCAGGACUUAAAACAAACCUUGUGCUCUGAGCUUCAGUCAAGUUCUACUUCAGAUUCUUCUCUGUCUUCUUAAGAAUGACCAUUUCCUAAGCCAGGAAUCAAGCACAGUUGCAAACAGGCUGAAAGCUGGAGACGGGCCUGUGAAAGCCCCACAUCUUUAGCACUAGGGCCCUCAUGUCUCUCCAGUCCUCAAACUUUGAUCCUCACCAGCCCUUAACUGUUCUUGCUGAUUUGGCAUCGUAUGCCUUUUUACUGCCUCCUCUUCCUCAUCAUCAUCUCAUUUCUACCCCUCCCCCCCCAGUAAAGUAUUUCUGAUCCUACUUGAGUAAAUUGGGCCAUGCCUCCCAUCACUCUAAAAAUCCUUUGGUGGAUUUUUAGAUUUUUAGAUCCCACCUCCCCCACCCCCACUACAGUGAGCUAAGUGGAUUCGAGGUGCUCCUGCCCCCAGGGCCUUUGCACAUCCUGCUGUGAAGUCUUCACUGCUCCUCCUGCUGAUGUCCUCAUACCUAUUCCAUCUGAGAGUACUUUCUCUUCAUAUCCCUUUCUCGGUGUAAGCCACUCUAUCAUACAUCAAACCACUGGAGUAUAAGCAGUCUGAGGGCAGAAACUCACUAUUCCUGUGUUUUCCUCCCUAUCACAUUCCCAGCAGCUAGCGUGCUCAAUAAAUGUUGAAAAAAUGCAUAAACUGUUUUUAUCUUUUGAGACUAGUUCCAGCCCGUUAUGCUUCUUUGAUAUAAUAAAUCUGAAUGUUAUACCUGUACCGAACAUACCUGUGUGUUUUUUAAAUUUCUCUUCAGCCACAGCACAUGGGCAU
Messenger RNA from Physeter macrocephalus (sperm whale), 4620 nucleotides. RefSeq names its product SET domain bifurcated histone lysine methyltransferase 2. NCBI's taxonomy places the organism in Eukaryota, Metazoa, Chordata, Mammalia, Artiodactyla, Physeteridae. The transcript is spliced from 25 exons. The record is from RefSeq and is a predicted model, not a curated record. Gene Ontology annotation, biological process: heterochromatin organization; negative regulation of gene expression. Gene Ontology annotation, molecular function: zinc ion binding; DNA binding; protein binding. Bases 1021 to 3879 code for a protein of 952 amino acids. Gene Ontology annotation, cellular component: nucleus.